GCAGGGCAUGCCGGGGAUUGUAGUCAGGGACGUCCCGCUGCACCGCCCUCCACCCGAGUUCCCGGGAGCCCCAGGUCGAGGUCGCUGCUCGACCCCCAGCCCGAACUGGCGGCUUCCCAGUCGGGUCGGCGCGAGGCGCCAGAGGACCCGCCCUGAGGCUCAUGGCAGCGCCGGUCCGCCUGGGCCGGAAACGCCCGCUGCCCGUUUGCCCCAACCCGCUCUUCGUACGCUGGCUAACCGAAUGGCGGGACGAGGCAGCCAGUAGGGGGCGCCGCACGCAAUUCGUGUUUCAGAAGGCGCUGCGCUCCCUCCGGCGGUACCCACUGCCUCUGCGCAGCGGCAAGGAAGCUAAGAUCCUACAGCACUUCGGAGACAGGCUCUGCCGUAUGCUGGAUCAGCGGCUGCAGCAGCACAAAACAUCAGGCGGUGACCAUGCCCCGAGUUCACCAUCUGGAGAGAAGAGUCCAGCCCGGGAAGCGCCCCUUGCCAGAGUCCAGGACUCUUCCAUGCCAAUUCCAGGCCAGCCCAAAGCAGGAAGCUCAGGCAGCUACUGGCCUGCGCGGCACUCGGGCGCACGUGCGGUGCUGCUACUGCUCUACAGGGAGCACCUGAAUCCUAGUGGCCACAACUUCCUAACCAAGGAGGAGUUGCUGCAGAGGUGUGCCCAGAAAGCUCCCAGGGUGGCCCCCGGGAGUACUCGGCCCUGGCCAGCCCUCCGGUCCCUCCUCCACAGGAACCUGGUUCUCAGGACACAUCGGCCAGCCAGGUACUCCCUGACUCCGGAGGGCCUGGAGCUGGCCCAGAAGCUUGCUGAGUCAGAGGGCCUGAGCUCACUGAAUGUGGACAUCGGGCCAGAGGAGCCCCCUGGAGAGGAGCCAGAAGUGCCAGGAGCAGCAUCUGCUGAGCUUGGCGCCAGCGAAGGGAGUGCCCAGGAGCCACCACUGGAGCUCAGGCCUGGAGAGUACAGGGUGCUGUUGUGUGUGGACAUUGGUGAAGCCAAGGGGGCGGGGCACAGGCCAGGGCUGCUCCUUGAGCUCCAGCGGCUGCAUGUGACCCACACGGUGCGCAAACUGCAUGUCGGGGACUUCGUGUGGGUGGCUCAGGAGACUAGGCCCAGGGACCCAGCAAGACCUGGGGAGCUCGUCCUGGACCAUGUCGUGGAGCGCAAGCGGCUGGACGACCUCUGUAGCAGCAUCAUAGAUGGCCGCUUCCACGAGCAGAAGUUCCGGCUGAAGCGCUGCGGCCUGGGCCACCGCGUGUACCUGGUGGAGGAGCACGGCUCAGCGGACCGCCUCAGCCUUCCUGAGAGCACGCUGCUGCAGGCUGUCACCAACACUCAGGUCAUCGAUGGCUUCUUCGUGAAGCGCACAGCGGACAUUAAGGAGUCGGCUGCCUACCUGGCCCUCUUGACACGGGGCCUGCAGAGACUCUGCCAGGGCCAUACCCUCCGCAGUCGCCCCUGGGGAGCCUCAGGUGACCCUGAAUCAAGGCCAGGGUCCUCCCCAAAUCCUCUCUGCUCACUCCUCACCUUCAACGACUUCAACGCAGGGGCCAUCAAGAACAAGGCGCAGUCCGUGAGGGAGGUGUUCGCUCGGCAGCUGAUGCAGGUGCGCGGAGUGAGUGGGGAGAAGGCAGCAGCCAUCAUGGACCAGUAUAGCACCCCUGCCAGCCUACUGGCCGCCUAUGACGCCUGUGCCACCCCCAAGGAACAGGAGAUGCUGCUGAGCACCGUCAAGUGUGGCCAACUGCAGAGGAAUCUGGGGCCCGCUCUGAGCAAGACCUUGUCCCAGCUCUACUGCUGCUCCGGCCCCCUGACCUGAGCUUCACCGUGAGGAUGACUCUCCCCCCCCCCGCCCACCUUCACAGUCUAGCCAGCGUUUUACUCUGAAUCUGUUGGGCUACAAUAAAAAUAAAAGUAUUUGCAGCUUUA
Messenger RNA from Ailuropoda melanoleuca (giant panda), 1930 nucleotides. It is a transcript of the gene MUS81, whose product is annotated as MUS81 structure-specific endonuclease subunit. NCBI's taxonomy places the organism in Eukaryota, Metazoa, Chordata, Mammalia, Carnivora, Ursidae. Gene Ontology annotation, biological process: mitotic intra-S DNA damage checkpoint signaling; DNA catabolic process; double-strand break repair via break-induced replication. Gene Ontology annotation, molecular function: crossover junction DNA endonuclease activity; DNA binding; 3'-flap endonuclease activity. The transcript has 17 exons. The record is from RefSeq and is a predicted model, not a curated record. Gene Ontology annotation, cellular component: nucleus; Holliday junction resolvase complex. Bases 162 to 1820 code for a protein of 552 amino acids.